AAAUAAGGGGUGACGAGAUCGCGAAAGUAACUAUUUGUCAGGCGCCUGUAAUGAUUCUGUUAUGGAUGUCAGCAUUCUUAGUGCAUUUGGCUCUGAUCUUGUACAUAGCAUUGCCGCUGAUUGUAGAGAAGUUUCCUGCUUUUUGCCGGCGACUAGUUUUUAAAACACACAGUGGACCUAGCUUUGGUUCCCGAGUUUAUACACACUUUGAAUCUGUGGACAUCCCUAGUGGGCAUGGCCACAAUUUCUACAUCGCUUCUCUAGAUGACAAAGCUCUGUUAGGAGUAUGGCAUAUUCUUCCAUCGAAUAAUGAAGAAAUUAGUGCUGCCGAUUCACGGAGUUAUGAAGAAAUAAUGAAUUCAUUGCCUAAUGAUUUGCCUGUAUUUAUUUAUUUCCAUGGCAAUUCUAAAUCAAGAGCUAUUCCUUGGAGGGUGAACAUUUAUAAACUAUUGUCAUCUCUUGGCUAUCACGUUUUUUGUUUCGAUUACAGAGGUUAUGGCGAUUCAACUGGGUCAUUAAGUGGAGAAAAUGACUGUCUACUGGAUAGCUUAACAGUUUUUCAAUUUGUUUGUAAACGGUUUCCUUCAGCGCCGAUUUUCUUUUGGGGUCAUUCACUUGGUACUGGGGUUGUCGGUUGUCUUAUGGGUCAUUUAAAUAAAGAGCAUGAUUCUUCACCAAAUAUUCGUCUUCCAAAAGGUAUUAUUCUUGAUGCCCCAUUUACAUCCUUAACUGAUGUGAUACGUCACAGAAUAUUCAUGAAGCCUUAUCAGUUAAUGCCAACUUUACAAGAACGAUUUGUAUCAGCUAUGAACAAAGUAAAAUUAUCAUUUAAUACACAGUCAAACCUAAUAAAUUGUCCCAUUCCGAUAAUCAUAUUACACGCUGAAGAUGAUGCUGUUGUACCAUUCACUUUAGGAAAAAAGGUAAUCAUUAUAACAAUUGCAUUUGAUAAAUACUUAACGAAUUCAUAUUUAUUUGUUGAUUUUCGGAAAAGAAAAAUGAUAACUACAUUGGGUUUUGAUUGUGGUUAGUCGAGUGUUGUUAAUCACUCAAUGUAUGUAUAUUUUUGUCUAAAUCAUUCAUUAACGAAAUUUGUUAGUUCUGAUUUUGAGAUUUGAUAAAAGAUAUAAAUUAAGGAAGAGUUGAAUAAAUAUGACCGAAGUCUUAUGACUCAAAGUUAUUGGUUCUUUUAUCAUCAUAAAAAGUUUUCAUUAGUUAUUUUACCAUUGUAGAGCAUGAAUUUAGUUUGUUAUGUCUACGCUUUUAUCUGUCAUUAUAAUUCACGAAUUGAAGAAAUCCCUCAAAAGUAGUAUCUGUAAAAAAACAACUUAAAUUCCACCUAAGAUCUGAUAGUAAUGCUUUAAUUAUGAUUCAGUAAAAAAUAAUAUGGUUGGCAGUGUUGAUAUUAUGCAUUCAUAAUAUAAAUAUUUCACACUAUACUGUACGAAAAGAAUAUGCUAGACAAUAUGGAAAUUAAAUAUUGUAAAUAGAAAAAAGUGGAAAGAAAUCGUUUGAUCAAUAAGUAAAUAAAUACAGUAAUCAAUAAAUCAUACACUUCAAUAAAUACUACAAUCGAGAUAAAGUUCACAUUAAACCUCUCAUGUACACGAAUCCAAUGUAAACACUAGAAAUCCAUUUUUGUCCUUUUAUAUUUGCAUGAAUAUCUAUCUUGUGUGAAGCCAGAUGUAGUGUUUAUCGUCAACAGGCAAUAAACACUCCGUCACUUGACAACAUUUAAUGAGUGGAAGAGACCUCUUUACACCCUCGAUUUUACUAAAACAUUUGAGGAAAUUUAAAAUAACUACCACUGGUGAAAUCAGGUAAACAUUGUUUCAAGAAUCUGUGUAAUAAAAGCUAGUCACUAAGGGAAAACAACGUUUCUGUUGCCAUAUUCACCUGAAUUUCCAAGGCUAAAUAUUUUGAAAGUAUUUUUAAUUCUCUUUAUCAUAACAGUUCUUUAUUGAUAUUGACCUGAAUCUUUCUGUGUUGAACUAUUACUUUUAUGAAUAAUAACAAAUAACUAUAGCUUGCUGAAAUUCUUUCAACUAAUGGUACUUCAGUAUUCUUCAAGCCGUACGAAGGCAAACUCGGUUACCGACAUAAUUUUAUUCACACAGCACCAGAUCUUCCGGAUAUUAUUACGUAAGUACUUUAGUGGACGAAAACUCAGGUGGGAACAAUCAAUUUAUCAUUUAAUGCAAAAUUACAGAGUUCUUUCGUAAAAUGUGAAAAACCAUACAUUAAAUGCCUCAUUUGCAAAUCUUCCAUGAAUUGUCUCAUACUUCAUCGCUAUUACAAUUACUCUCUGUUUACAACCCGUUCUUUUCAAUCCUAUCUUCGCAACCUUCUGCUGUCAGUCAUUCCACUUCUGAUUGGUGUCACACACUACUUAUGUUGAUAGACAUAAGUAGCAUUCACCGUAUUACUGGCGUUUUUUAAUGUAUGAGGAAUUAAUAUAUUUCACUUGGAACAACUUGAAUUAAGAUAUUUAGUACAGCAUGCUUAAUAUAUGAAAUAACACGGUUUGAUCAGUUUAUUUAACACGUAUCUUAACAUAAUUAAUUUCUUUGGCUGAUAACUGAAGUGUUUAAUUAUCAAAAUCAAGUUGCCUAUGUGUUCAUUGUUAAUAUCAGAAUAAGCAACGCAAUAAGCUAAUAAUUUAUACACAAUAUUUAAGUCAAGGAAUAAUGACAGUAAUGAAUUUAGCAAGGAAUAUUUGACAGGUAAAUGAAUUUCUGAAACAAAUGAGACUGAAAACACCAACAAUCGAAUCCUUGUUGACUCCCAAAAAAAUGUUAAUUCCAACGUAAAUAUAUUGCUGCACUCUGUAAGCAGAAGUAAAAUUUAGGAUUUAAAAUGAUAUAUUUUUCUUAGGUUUGUCAAAUAAAGUUAUUUACGGUUGGUUUUAUUUAUUGAAUAAACUAGUGAGAUAUCUAGUUUAUAUACCGAAAACAUGUUUCAGAUGAAUGAUCAAUAGUUACAGUGAAGGGUUUAAGUAGUUGGAAUUCGGGAAACUACUUUUUCAGCCGCUUGAUUUAAUAACUUUAAUAUCAUCUUUUCAUAUUCAAUUCCAAACGAAAAACGCACUUAUUGUCCAUUUAGUAUAAUACUCACGCAUUUCCAAAUAGGAAAUCGUAUAUAUUGUUUAACAAUAAUCUAGUUAGUUCAUUGACGGAGAUUUAAUUCUCCGUAGUUUUCAUGCCUUAUAUAUCAAUCGCACGAUUGAAAAAGCGAAAGUAUUUUUCCUAAAAGGUAAACUGUACACAUUUUUUUGAAUUGCAGCCGAUAAUUACAUGUAGACUUUGAAAAAUUUCAAGUAACCUUUCAAAAUAACUAACGGCUUGGUUAAAUCGUGGUAUACAACUUUCCACUAUCUAACAACUACUUUCUAACUGAAUAAUGUUCUCACCAGGUUACACUGAGAUCUGUCAGGUUUGUUUCGAAAAUUUCGCAAGUCACUCAGUUAAUCAUCAAAACUCACAAUGGGAAAGUUUAAAUGAACUCAAGAUUACAUUUCAAACGUUUUCCGAGUCGCAACUGGAAAGGUUUUUUAUUUAAAUCAUCUACUUAGAAAGUGUACUAGCGACUGUUUGCUUUUGGAAAACAUUAGCUGAAGUCCCCAAUUAAAAUAUUCUAUUCCUCGGAAUGUGAUAUGUCAUAAUUACUCUCUCCCAACUCUUAGGGAUUACUUUGUUUGUUCUUAUUAAGUCUUACUGAACUAAAUACAUCAACUGUUAUAAAGGAUACACUUUAUAAAUGUUCUGUAAUUCAUUGUUAAGCGUAGGUUAUGUGUGAACUUUUGAACAUAAAUGACUUUACAACACUACUAGUGUAUCGGUGAAUUACUAAGUAAGUAAUUUUAAGGGGUGGAUACAAUGGUCUAGACAGCCGAAACAUUCACUACUAAGUUUGUGAAGUUGAAUCAACUUAGUUAAAAAUAAUCGUAGAUUUUUGAAAUGCUUUUUUGUUUGACAUAAGGCUUAUUACAAUAUAAUAUAAUAAUGAUUCCAGUUAUCUUUCAAAUGACAACUACUUAUGUAUUUGAAAACAAAUAUUUUCCCAUUAGAAUAUUUCCCUCUUUUAUUAAAUAAUCCUUAAAACUUGUUUUCUUUAAUCUUAUUCCCUAAUAUUAGAUCAUUUGUUCAAUCCACAUUGUCUGGAAGUUUAAAUUCAUUAGAGGAUUUAAUCAUUUGAAUUUGAUGGUGUAGAUUAUAUCAGUAAAUAUUGGAAUAUAUAAUCUAGUUUCAAUAUCUGUGAGCUGUAUACGAUCUAUCAGCUGACCUGUUUUUAUGACAACUAUCAUAUUACUUACAAUCUGUCAAAUGAUUACAUCAUUUUACAAUUUGUUUCUGUUGUGUGCUAUUUUCUUUUUUUCUUUUCAUAAACUUAUUUUUAUUAGCUUAUUUUAUAAAAGUUUUUCUCUAUUUUUUUACUUUUGGCUCGACAUCAUUAUUUUUUUUCUGUCCUAAUAUUUCAGAUUGCUUAUUUUUUUUGUCUCAUUAUAGUUCUAUUUAUUCUUAUGCUUAUUAUGUUUUCAUCAUCCAGGGAUUAUUGUGCCGUAAAGUAUCAUUAUUUUGUUGUUGUGUGUGUGUUCAGUUAUUUUUCUUUCCAUUGAAGUGAACAUUCUGAAAUACAUUAUGUGUAAAUUACAUUCAUGCUAAUAUACAUUGUGUUUUAGGUUUAAACCUAUUUAAUAUAAUAUGGAAAAUAUAUAUGAAAAGGUGUUAAAAUAAAUAUAGUUCUAUCUAAAUAUAUAUAUAUCGUUUUAAUACCACUGAUUAAUACGUAAU
Messenger RNA from Schistosoma margrebowiei, 4790 nucleotides. The record is from the annotation of a GenBank genome assembly. Lineage: Eukaryota; Metazoa; Platyhelminthes; Trematoda; Strigeidida; Schistosomatidae.